AAAGCCUGUCUUUUCAGCAACAACGCGAUGAAAGAAGCAUCAGUCUCUACUGAUUUUAUUAUUAUUAUUAUUACUUUAUUAUUAUUAUUAUUAUUUAUUUUUUAAUCGAACAGCUAUACUAAGUAUAUCAGCGCGUCGGAAUAUAAAACCACAUGUUAGGAACUGCUCUUGUGGAAUUUUAAUCUCUCUGGCGAAAUUUCUUGGGAACUGCCUUGGACAUGGGAAUUGACAGAGUGUGUAUUAAAAAAAUGUAACUUUUAAUACAGACUGUCUUUGGCCAGCAUAUUCAUCAGAAUUUCUGAGUUUACUUUCCUUAUAGUUCUGAGAGAAAAAGCUUCCCAGAUGGAAAAAAUCAAGCUCACACUCAAGCAGGGGAUAAACAUUGCUUGAAAUGGAGUCUGGCUGGACUGGAAUCAAUGGCAGUGAGGAAAUUGGGAGAGUAUGACGAAUUUGCAGAACCCAUGCUUAGUAAGCAAUCUAAAAAAACGAGGCUUGUAAACUCUGGGAUUCAGUGUUUAAAAGAAUGAGGAGAGUUCACAUAAAAGGAGAUGUGCUUUGCACCCUAAUAUUACUGGUACUACUCUGUAUAUUGUGGUAUGCGCACCAGAGUUUAACGCCUAGCUGGGGGACGGUGCGCAUCGACCAUGUCUCUAGCAGUUCUAGAGCACUUCUUGGGGCACCAGCAAAAGGAAUCUUGCCACCCUCUCCAACUUGUGAUCAUUGUGAACCUACAGUCCAGGGGCAAGCUAAAUCUAAACCACAGACUAAAUUAAAAUCUCCAAAACGUCAAGUCAAAUCAAAGAAAAAAGAUGGGAGGAAGAAGGCUACAGCAAAACCUGUGACUGUACCCACUCUUCCUCAGUUUGACUUUGAGGAUUACCUUCGUAAGAAAGACCAGCGGGAGUUCAGGUUGCUCAUUGACCAGCCAGAGAAAUGUAAAGGGCCUAAAGGUGCACCAUAUUUGCUGAUUGCCAUAAAAUCAGUAGCGGUAGACUUUGACAAGCGACAGGUUGUGCGACACACCUGGGGUACAGAAGGUGUAGCCCAGAAAGGAAUGAACAUCAUGACUGUUUUUCUUCUUGGAGUGCCCCAUAAUUUAACAGCGCUUCCCUUGUGGGAUAGGUUGUUGGCAUAUGAAAGCCAAAUGUUCAAGGAUAUUCUGCUCUGGGACUUUGAGGACACUUUCUUUAAUCUGACACUUAAAGAAAUUCACUUCCUGCAGUGGGUCAACUCAAGCUGUUCAGACGUGAAGUUCAUUUUCAAGGGUGAUGCAGAUGUCUUCGUGAACAUUGAGAACAUUCUGGAAAUGCUUAGCGGCAGACCAGCUGGUGAGGACCUUUUUGUCGGAGACAUUAUCUUCCAUGCAAAACCAAUUCGGAGACGGAACAGUAAAUAUUUUGUGCCUGAAUUUAUAUAUGGCCAGGGCAUCUAUCCUUCAUACGCAGGAGGCGGAGGUUUUGUCAUGUCGGGCCACACUGCACUUCGGUUGCAUUUGGCCUGCAAGGAAGUAGAACUCUUUCCCAUAGAUGACGUCUUCCUGGGAAUGUGUCUGCUCAGGCUCGGUCUUAAGCCGAGCCGCCACGAGGGCUUCCGUACCUUUGGAAUCGUGCGUCCAUCAGCGGCACCACACCUGCAGGUGUUUGACCCAUGUUUCUACCGAGAGCUGAUGGUGGUGCACAGCUUGAAUGUGCCACAGAUCUGGCUCAUGUGGAACCUCCUACAUGACCCCAGCCUACGUUGUCAUACUAAUCAUGCUCAUACUGCCGAACCCUUUAAGUGGAUAAAAAACCCACAUAAACAAGCAGAGACUGAGGAUUCUCAUAAACCUGACUAUGACAUGCAAGUGUUUAUGAAGCACUGAGAUGUUCAUGCUGUGAAAUGUCUACAGAUUUGAAUGUAAUAGGUUUGUUAUUGACAGUUUCAAACUGAUUAUGUUUUCCCUGUCUACUGCUGGCACUGUUACAAUCUAUAAAAGCUAACUGUGGAGGCCAAGGACAUUUUCUAGGGACAGUAAAGCCCAAGGGAACAGAGCCAGUUCUGCCUUAUCAAAGCCUACAGGCUAAUCUUAAUGACAGGCAUGUGGAAUAAUGUAGAUACUCAAAUUGUACCACUUAUCAUCACCAAUACUCUUAAGCAUGGGUUUGGACUUCAAAUGGUUUUUAGCUUUUGCAGUUGGAACCAGGGUCGUUUCUAGGAUUUGAAAACAUCAGGGGCUGAGCCCGAAACAUCAGGGGAUAUUUAGGGAGAGAGGGUAAGCAAGAAUAACAUGUUUUGUAAAGACAUUUUUAAGUAAUAUUGUUUAAUAAUAAACACAAAUGAACACAGUGUGCAACUUUAGAAAAUUUCAUUCAAUCUUU
Molecule: messenger RNA, 2357 nt
Organism: Hemibagrus wyckioides
Lineage: Eukaryota; Metazoa; Chordata; Actinopteri; Siluriformes; Bagridae
Gene: b3gnt9
Product: UDP-GlcNAc:betaGal beta-1,3-N-acetylglucosaminyltransferase 9
Exons: 2
Coding region: 524-1861 (445 amino acids)
Cellular component (GO): membrane
Molecular function (GO): hexosyltransferase activity
Source: RefSeq, a predicted model, not a curated record